This is a messenger RNA of Aethina tumida (small hive beetle), 923 nucleotides long. RefSeq names its product ferritin subunit (gene Fer1HCH). Gene Ontology annotation, cellular component: cytoplasm. Bases 128 to 769 code for a protein of 213 amino acids. Gene Ontology annotation, biological process: intracellular iron ion homeostasis; iron ion transport. The record is from RefSeq and is a predicted model, not a curated record. Lineage: Eukaryota; Metazoa; Arthropoda; Insecta; Coleoptera; Nitidulidae. The transcript is spliced from 4 exons. Gene Ontology annotation, molecular function: ferrous iron binding; ferric iron binding.
GUGCAGUGCGCAAAUUCUAGCCACAUUUAGCUUUAUUCCACUUGUAAUUUUGAAUAGUCACCUUCUGCACCAGUGAGUGUAAAGGCGGCAUUGCGAUCAAUUCCGUUUCACAAUAGCUCCAGCAAAAAUGAAGCCUGUUGUUUUGGUUGUUUUAACCUUGGCUGUUUUCACAACAGCUGAGCAACUACAUUGCAAGCCAAAGUCUGCCAAUAUUCCAACUGAUUGGCUCGACAUGGUUGAUCCAUGUGUGAAAAAAAUGAAAAGCCAAAUACAGGAGGAACUGAAAGCUUCACUCCAAUAUCUGGCAAUGGGUGCCUAUUUCUCCAAGGACACUGUCAACAGACCAGGAUUUGCCAAAAGCUUCUUUGAAUCAGCUAGUGAAGAAAGGGAACAUGCCAUCAAAUUGAUUUCAUAUCUUUUGAUGAGAGGAGGUCUCACCAAGGAUGUUAGAUCUUUGAUCAGAAAGAACGUGCCAGUAACCAAAACAUCGUGGUCUAAUGGAGUAGAAGCUCUUAAGGAUGCUUUGAUACUGGAGGCCUCAGUCACCAAGAAAAUCAGAGAUGUCAUCAAAGUCUGUGAAAGCCCUAAUGGAAACAACUUCAACGACUAUCACCUUGUUGAUUAUUUGACUGGUGAUUUCUUGGAAGAACAAUACAAGGGCCAAAAGGAAAUUGCCACCAAGAUUUCCAUCCUGGACAAACUAAUGGAUCAACAUGGCCCACUUGGAGAGUUCCUGUUUGACAAAAAAUUGCUCAAUGGGGAAUUGUAAAUCAGUUUAAGCUUGUAUAUUUACUGUAGAUAUGUUUCAUUCCUGUACACAACAUAAUCAACUUUUGUGAUAUUUCAAGUUUGUUUUGUAUUUCAUAGAAAAUAAUAUGUAACUAAUUUGUUUCAAUAAAUUCAAUAAAAACGUAUUUUUCGUA